GAUCGAAAUUCUUCAUCAUUAAUUAAAUAAAAAUAACAGAAAUUCUCCAUCAUCAACUCGUGUCAAAGAACGGAAACAAAUGACAUAAUCUUUAUCUACACACGCGAACAGGUUACCAUAUCUCCUUCGAUCUCCAUCUCGAGCCAAAAUUCUCCUUCAAUGUCCUUAACUCCCCAUCCUGAAUCUGUCUUAAUCUUGUCUAAAAUCAAAGAUACUUCGUUAUCUUAUACUUUUUCAAUAUUAGUACAAAGGAAAUCGAAAAUCCAGAGCUAAACGAACAAUGGGUCCCGAAUCCAGCUUAGCAACAUCAUCAACAUCAACAUCCACGCAUUCCCCAACUGGGAAACGAAGCAGAGAUCCUGAAGAUGAGGUUUACCUUGACAAUCUCCGCUCUCACAAGCGUUUUCUCAGCGAGAUAAUGGCGUCUAGUCUAAAUGGGUUAACUGUUGGCGACUCACUUCCUGAAAAUCUAAUGGAAUCUCCCGCUAGGUCUGAAGGCAUGUUCUAUACCAGGGAUGAAAUGUCAUGGCAAUAUUCUCCAAUGUCAGAAGAUUCAGAUGAUUCAAGAUUUGGUGAGGCACCUAUGAACACAUGCUUAUCCCAUUCUGAUAGCAUGCCUACAAGUCCUGUUUCCCCAUAUAGAUAUCAAAGACCACUAAAUGGUUUCUGCUCAACUUCUUCAACUAGUUCAUACCCUUUGCAUGGGAAUGUUAGUACUGUUUCUUGUUCACAGCCCCGGCAAAGAGGGUCAGAUACAGAGGGUCGGUUCCCAUCUUCACCAAGUGAUAUUUGCCACUCUGCUGACUUAAGGAGGGCAGCACUCUUGCGGUCUGUACAGAUGAGAACACAUCCUUCCGGUCCAUCACCAUUUGAAUUGCCUUUUGGACCAGGCCAAGAGAAUGUGCCUAAUAUUGAAGUUGAGGAACGACCAUGCUCAUUUAUGAAGUCCUUAGUUGAUGAUCAAGAAUAUCAGAUUGAGGAGUGUUCUUUGUUGUGUAACUCAGAUCCUGAGUUCAGUCAAGAGAAAUCUUGCAGAGCGCCAAGCAUGAAUUUGAAAGGGGAUGAUUCUGAGGAUUAGAUGCUUUGAUUGAUAAAAGCCGUCCUGAACAUAUUUGCAAUGCAAGAAUUGGACCUAUUGUUGGAGCAUGUAAUAGACUUCUAUAUUACUUUGAUUCGGGUGUGAUUGUCAAAUGUCCAAUACAGCUAUUUUCAAUUUUUUUUCUAAUUCUUUCCAUGUAUUUAGAGUGUCAUGUUUUCAUAUUCACGUCCAAAUUAUUCUGGACAUGAAAGCUUAUAGAAAAAUGAAGAGUCGGAGCAGCAUAGAUUUUGCAAAAAGCAAGUUGAACUUGAGCAUAUACAUGUAUGGUUGGUUCAUUAUAAACAGCUUCACAUUUGAGUUUGUCAGUUGUUUCUUUGUCGUGCCUUGCACUGAGAAUUGUCUGAACUUUAGAAUUGCAUAAAUUGUUUACUCAGUUACAACUUAAUGAUUUUUCAGGCAAUCA
Messenger RNA from Gossypium arboreum, 1502 nucleotides. RefSeq lists its product as uncharacterized. The transcript has 3 exons. The coding region runs from base 281 to 1078 and encodes 265 amino acids. The record is from RefSeq and is a predicted model, not a curated record. NCBI's taxonomy places the organism in Eukaryota, Viridiplantae, Streptophyta, Magnoliopsida, Malvales, Malvaceae.